GUUAAUAACAAUCCAUUGAAAGACACAUAAUGAGAGCAGUUUCGACUCUCAAGAACUCACAAAUCAGAGUUUUAAGCAAAUUAAAAACAAGAAUCUAAAAAGACAGACAUAGGAGAAACGUUAUGUCUCUCUUUCUCUCUCUUUAUUAAUCAAUGCUAUGUUGCUUCUUUUAUUUUUUCCAACUGUUUUCAAGCGUUUUAAUUACAUUUACAUAUUUAAGAAUCUGAGAUUCCUUGUUCUUAGUUCUGCAGUUCCUUGAGAGCUUUGGAAUUGAAAGCAGAGCUUUGAGAGAUAUGGGAUGUUCUCAUUCCAAGUUUGAUGACGAUGAAGCUGUUCAGAUCUGCAAAGAUAGGAAACGUUUCAUCAAGCAAGCUGUGGAACAUCGGACUGGUUUUGCUUCUGGCCACAUUGCUUAUAUUCAGUCUCUGAGAAAUGUUUCAGACGCUCUUCGUGAAUAUAUUGAAGGAGAUGAGCCACAUGAGUUCUUCUUGGACACAUUUGUCACUCCAGUGAAGAGAACGAGCAGCUCAGACGGUUUCAUCGAGAUAUCAUCUCCUCCUUCAAAAAUGAUUCAGAACGAGGCUGAGUCUAAUUUGAAUGUCAAUUACUUGAUGGCUAGUAGAAGCAGACCUGUUCGGGUUGAAGAAAGGCCUCUUAUGUCACCUGAGACUUUCCAGGUUGAGAGUUAUGAAGCAGAUAGUUUCUUUGGGAUGAACAUGAACAUGGUGAACUCUCCUCAGCGUAGUCAUGGUUUAGGUAGCCACAAUAUACCGCCUCCUUCGCCACAGAACUCUCAGUGGGACUUCUUUUGGAAUCCAUUCUCGUCAUUGGAUCACUAUGGAUACAGUUAUGAUAGUAACCAAAGUGGUAUGGAUGAUGAGAUGAGACGGCUGAGGCGGGUUCGGGAGGAAGAAGGGAUUCCAGAUCUUGAAGAAGACGAAUAUGUAAGGUUUGAGCAUCAUCAUAACAUGAAAGCAACAGAAGAUUGUAAUGGGGAUAGAAUGGAUCAAGAAGAUAAAGUAAAAGAUGUUAAUGAGACUGAGAAUGCGAGGGACAAGAACUGCAUUAGAGCUCAAGAAGGGGGAAGCAUUGAAGUGUCAAGUGGAGGAACUACAGGGCAUGUUGUUGGAGUUGGAGUUACCACAGAUGAUGCAAAAGGAGAGACACCUGGUUUCACUGUGUACAUGAAUCGACGGCCGACAAGCAUGGGAGAAGUUAUUAAAGAUCUUGAAGAUCAGUUCGGGAUCAUAUGUACAGCUGGUAAAGAAGUCUCAGGUCUGUUGGAAGCUAGUCGAGCUCAAUACACAUCUUCCAGUGACCUCAGCGCCAUGAAAAUGCUGAAUCCAGUAGCUUUGUUCCGCUCGGGCGCCUCAUCAAGAUCGUCUUCCUCAUCAAGAUUCUUGAUCAGCUCUUCUGGAGGUUCCAGGGCGAGUGAAUUUGAAACCAGUAGUGAGUUUUCAGAAGAAUCUUGUAUGCUUUCAGGUAGUCAUCAAUCAACAUUGGACCGUCUAUACGCGUGGGAGAAAAAACUCUAUGAUGAAGUCAAGUCUGGAGAACGGAUACGGAUUGCAUAUGAGAAGAAAUGUUUGGUGCUUAGGAAUCAGGAUGUGAAAGGAGCCGACUCUUCUGCUGUUGAUAAAACAAGAACUAUAAUCAGAGAUCUACACACUCAGAUCAAGGUCUCUAUACACUCAAUCGAGUCUAUAUCCGAAAGGAUUGAGACUCUUCGCGACCAAGAACUGCUUCCGCAACUUCUUGAGCUUCUUCAAGGAUUAGCUCAGAUGUGGAAAGUGAUGGCAGAGUGUCACCAGAUACAGAAGCGAACAUUAGACGAAGCCAAGCUAUUACUUGCAACCACACCUUCUAACCGUUACAAGAAGCAACAACAGACUUCACUGCCGGAGAUCAACUCUCAAAGAUUAGCUCGAUCGGCUUUAAAUCUCGUGGCUCAGCUUAGAAACUGGAGAACCUGCUUCCAAGCAUGGAUCACAUCCCAGAGAUCCUACGUACUGUCUUUAACAGGCUGGUUACUCAGAUGCUUCAGAUGUGACCCUGAUCCAGAUAAAGUCAGAUUGGUCUCUUGUCCUCACCCUAUCUAUGAAGUAUGUAUUCAAUGGUCAAGGUUGCUCAACGGGUUGAACGAGAAGCCGGUGGUAGACAAACUCGAUUUCUUUGCCUCUGGGAUGGGUGCAGUAUAUGCUAGGCAGCUUAGGGAAGACCCAUCUCCAGUAACAGAUGGUUCAAGGAAGUACUCAGGACCAGAGAGCAUGGAGCUUGUUGAAGCUGACAAGGUGGAAGAAGAGAAGAUGAUGGCUGCUGAGAAACUAGCUGAGAUUGCAGUUAAAGUACUCUGCCAUGGAAUGUCAGUUGCAGUGAGCUCACUAGCUGAGUUUGCCAUAAGCUCGGCUGAUGAACACUCGAAGCUCAUUAACCAUCCAGAGAACACAAUGCCAGAGCAAACUGAGAUGUAAAACUUUAGUAUUCUCAACUUCUCAUUUAUUUAUUUAUUUUUUCCUUUGGGUUAAAGAAGGUUAGGCUUUUAGCUAGGCUAGUUUAGCUCUGGGAGCUGCAUCUUUGAUUUAGAUGUGUGGCAAUAUGUGUAUUAUUAUUAAGACACAUAAGAGUUAGUUCAGUAAGACUUCCAGUUCCAGUUUGGGAUCUAGUUACUCGGAUUCUAUGAA
Molecule: messenger RNA, 2681 nt
Organism: Capsella rubella
Lineage: Eukaryota; Viridiplantae; Streptophyta; Magnoliopsida; Brassicales; Brassicaceae
Product: nitrate regulatory gene2 protein
Exons: 4
Coding region: 294-2471 (725 amino acids)
Source: RefSeq, a predicted model, not a curated record